UGCCCCCUCUCCCCAAGCCUGUCGCUUGUCGGACCUGGGCGCGCUCUGCGUGUCGCGCGGGCACGGGAGCAGGCCGAGACCAGCGGGCGGGCCAAAGAGGGAGCAUGGCGUUCUUGGCGGUGCGCUUGGUGCUGUUGCUCCUGGCCGGGAACUUGGCAGCCUCUUUGGACUCCUCGAGCUCUGAGUUCAUCCAGACUUCAGAAUACAGAACACCAAACUGCAAUCAAUAUAAAUUACCAGGAUGUCCCAGAGACUUUAACCCCGUGUGUGGAAGUGACAUGUCCACUUAUCCUAACGAGUGUACUCUGUGCAUGAAAAUCCGGGAAGAUGGUCAUGACAUUAAAAUAAUCCGGAGUGGACCGUGUUGAUGGAGCAGUUUAUAGAAGAGAACUUGGAGAAACCACCUUCAACAGUAUGCUAGAUGAAUUCCAUUUCCCCUUUUUCUCUUUCCUAUGUUCUUUUGCAUGGGAUUUGUUAGCCCACAUUUUCUGAGAGGAGGUGUGAAAGAGAGCUAUGUGGAGCAAUUGAUAAUUAAAACAAACACACAAAAAAAUCCUUGUUUCUCAGCUUUUGCCUCUUGAGUUAAGCUUAUUGCCCAGGUGACUUGUGCAUUGCUUUAUUUCCCUGGAAUAAAAUCAGCAUUGUAUUCAAGUA
This is a messenger RNA of Prionailurus viverrinus (fishing cat), 654 nucleotides long. It is a transcript of the gene SPINK2, whose product is annotated as serine peptidase inhibitor Kazal type 2. Gene Ontology annotation, biological process: negative regulation of serine-type endopeptidase activity; spermatid development. NCBI's taxonomy places the organism in Eukaryota, Metazoa, Chordata, Mammalia, Carnivora, Felidae. The coding region runs from base 105 to 368 and encodes 87 amino acids. The record is from RefSeq and is a predicted model, not a curated record. Gene Ontology annotation, molecular function: protein binding; serine-type endopeptidase inhibitor activity. The transcript has 4 exons.